Messenger RNA from Carassius auratus (goldfish), 2446 nucleotides. It is a transcript of the gene gpsm1b, whose product is annotated as G protein signaling modulator 1b. The coding region runs from base 135 to 2099 and encodes 654 amino acids. The record is from RefSeq and is a predicted model, not a curated record. Gene Ontology annotation, cellular component: cell cortex. Gene Ontology annotation, biological process: establishment of mitotic spindle orientation. Lineage: Eukaryota; Metazoa; Chordata; Actinopteri; Cypriniformes; Cyprinidae. The transcript is spliced from 14 exons. Gene Ontology annotation, molecular function: GDP-dissociation inhibitor activity; G-protein alpha-subunit binding.
CCUCAGCAGCUGCUAGAACACACAUACACACAAACACAGACACACAGAGGACUGAAGUGCGUCUGCUCAGAGACCUAGAGGAAGAGGGAAGCGGUGAGCAGCUGGAGUUUCUCUACGGCUCCUACAGCUCACCAAUGGCUCAGUCGGCAGGCAGCAUGGACUCAGAUCUGGCCAGCAAGCGGCCCCACUCGAGGAUGGAGGCAUCUUGCCUGGAGUUGGCGCUGGAGGGGGAAAGACUCUGUAAAGCAGGAGAUUUUAAAGGUGGCACGGCAUUCUUUGAAGCUGCUGUUCAGGUGGGAACAGAAGAUCUCAAGACCCUCAGUGCCAUUUACAGCCAGCUGGGCAAUGCAUACUUCUACCUGAAGGAGUAUGGCAAAGCCCUAGAGUACCAUCGGCAUGACCUUACGCUUGCUCGGACGAUCGGAGACCGGAUUGGGGAAGGGAAAGCUAGCGGAAAUCUUGGCAACACUCUGAAAGUUUUGGGCCGCUAUGAUGAAGCAGCUGUGUGCUGUCAAAGGCACCUGGACAUUUCUCAAGAACAAGGUGAUAAGGUCGGUGAGGCCAGGGCUCUGUAUAACAUUGGGAACGUGUUUCACGCAAAAGGGAAGCAGCAGCUCUGGGGCGUCUCGCAGGAUCGCGGAGAGCUUCCUCCUGAUGUCAGAGAUACGCUCAUGCGAGCCACAGCCUUCUACGAAAAGAAUCUGUCUCUGGUGAAGGAGUUGGGAGACAGAGCUGCACAGGGAAGAGCCUUCGGUAAUCUUGGCAACACUCAUUACCUGCUGGGUAAUUUUGUGGAGGCCAUCAAGUUCCACAGAGAGCGUCUCUCCAUUGCAAAGGAAUUUGGCGACAAGGCCGCUGAACGCCGAGCAUACAGUAACCUAGGCAACGCUCUCAUUUUCCUGGGCAAGUUCAGUGCAGCCACAGAGUAUUACAGGAAAACCCUGCAGCUCUCUCGGCAGCUGAAGGAUCAGGUGAUGGAAGCUCAGGCGUGUUUCAGUCUGGGAAACACAUACACUCUUCUGCAGGAGUAUGAACGUGCCAUAGAAUAUCACCUUAAACACCUGCUCAUCGCUCAAGAGCUGAACGACAGGGUCGGGGAGGGCCGGGCCUGCUGGAGUCUGGGUAACGCUUACGUGUCAUUGGGAAAGCACCGUCAGGCUCUGCAUCACGCCCGGAAACACCUGGAAAUCUCCAGAGAGAUCGGAGACAGGAACGGAGAGAUGACGGCCAGGAUGAAUGUGGAGGAGCUGAUGGAGGCUCUAGGGGUGAAGGAGGCGGAUCUCUCUCCAUCUGAAUCUGAGUUUAACAUGCAGGGAGCCAGACCCAAGUUCAUCAAGAAAGCCAGCAUGGAGAGUGUGGACCUGUGGAAAUACAGCUCUGAAAAGAAUGGAGAUGCUCCGGAUGUUGAUGGUAUUUCGAGGAGGUCAAGGAACCAGCUGUCUCAGUCCAGCAGAAGCAAAAGUUACGCAGACAGUCAGUCAUCAGAUGAGAGACACUGGCUCGACUCACCUGUGGACACUGAUGACAUCACUGUUCAUGUCACACCUCCAAAACUGGCUCGUGACGCGUCAGAUGAGGACUGUUUCUUUGACCUGUUGAGUAAGUUUCAGAGCAGCCGUAUGGAUGACCAGCGCUGUCAGCUAGACGAGUCGCCCAAUGGAGAGAAUGCCGGAGGAACAGAUCCAAACACACUCAGUGACAUGAUCGAUGCCAGUCUGUUGACGUCUCCUCAAACAGAAGAGCUCUUCGAUUUGAUCGCCAGCUCUCAGAGCCGCCGUCUGGACGAUCAGAGGGUGAGCGUCAGUAACCUGCCUGGACUCAGAAUCACCCACAAUAACCUGGGCCACCUGUGUGGAGAGAGCGACCCGCAGGAGCCCAGCGACGACUUCUUCAACAUGCUCAUCAAAUGCCAGUCGUCCAGGAUAGAUGACCAGCGCUGCUCUCCUCCUGAAGGGGGUCCGCGGGCACCAACCGUCCCAGAUGAGGAUUUCUUCAGCCUAAUCCAGAGAGUUCAGGCCAAGCGAAUGGACGAGCAGCGUGUGCAUCUCCCGUUUGACGAACAGGAGGCUGCAAUAGGGCCAGGGGCUGCAGACUCCUGAGAAAACCCAGGGCCAAAUAACACACGCAACGAGUACCAAAUGAUGGGGAGUGUUUUAGAUUUAAUCUUUCAUGAGAUGAAGAAAUGUGCACAAAGAUAUGCAAGUGAGACAUGAAAACACAAGUGCCAUCUCAGUAUACGGUGCAGAUUUAUGCCUACUGUGCUUUACAGCCAAUGAUCCAUAAUGUUUAAUAGAGAUUGUACGGACUAUAAGAACAGAUACUUGGGACACAACUCUCUGGGUUAAUUCACAUUUGCAAACACUGCCUGCACAAACAACAAAAGAAAUGUAACAAAUCAGGUGCAAACACUGUAAAAAGUAGUUUGGUAUUCUGUUUUUUUAGCAAA